AUGCCCAGCCUACUCAUUGUCUUCUUCAUGAUUUUCUUUCUCCUGGAGUCUAUGGCAGGAAUCAUAGAAAAUGGUUUCAUCAUCAUUGUGCUGGGCAGGGAGUGGGUGCGAUGUUGGACCCUGCCCCCUGGUGUCAUGAUCCUGGCCAGCCUGGGCAUCUCCCGCUUCUUUCUGCAGUGGGCAGCAGUUGUUAGUAACUUCUCCACAUAUUUCUCCCUAAUUUACAGAAGUCUAUACCUUCGUGUUCUCUGGAAUUUUACUAAUGUGGCCACACUCUGGUUUACUACCUGGCUUGCUGUUUUCUACUGUGUGAAAAUUUCUUCCUUCACUCACCCAAUCUUCCUCUGGCUGAAAUGGAGAAUUUCCCGAUGUGUCCCCUGGCUACUGUUGUGUUCCAUACUUAUAUCUAUUUUGAUAUUCAUCUUAACUUUAAUAAAGGCCUAUCAUGAUUACCAACUGCCAGUCACUGGAAAUUACUCAGAAAAGACCUCUUUGGAUGAUAGGACAUGGUUAUUACGGAGGCAUUUUUCCACGCAUCUGCAAAUGUUUAUGUGGUUAAUUCCUUUCAUCUUCUUCCUUGCCUCCAUCAUCUUGCUCAUUUCCUCCCUGUGCCAACACUUGGGGAACAUGCAGCACCACAGUGCUGGUCCUCAGGAUCAGAGUAUGCAGGUCCACAUUACAACCCUGAAGUCACUUUUCUUCUUUCUCUUCCUCUAUGCAUCAUAUGUUCUGUCUCUGAUCGUCACCAGCAUAGAAUCUAUUUCAAUUUGCAGCCCUCAGUUUUGGGUAUGGGAAGUAAUCAUCUAUGCUGGCAUCUCCAUCCAUCCUGCCCUCCUGAUCCUGAACAACUUAAAAUUGAGAAGGGCUCUGAAGAAGAUGCUUCAUGACCCAGAGACUGCAUAA
Vombatus ursinus (common wombat) is the source of this 903-nucleotide messenger RNA. RefSeq names its product taste receptor type 2 member 134-like. The record is from RefSeq and is a predicted model, not a curated record. The transcript has a single exon. Bases 1 to 903 code for a protein of 300 amino acids. Gene Ontology annotation, molecular function: bitter taste receptor activity; G protein-coupled receptor activity. Gene Ontology annotation, cellular component: membrane. Lineage: Eukaryota; Metazoa; Chordata; Mammalia; Diprotodontia; Vombatidae. Gene Ontology annotation, biological process: G protein-coupled receptor signaling pathway; sensory perception of taste; detection of chemical stimulus involved in sensory perception of bitter taste.